Python bivittatus (Burmese python) is the source of this 2481-nucleotide messenger RNA. RefSeq names its product nuclear distribution C, dynein complex regulator (gene NUDC). The record is from RefSeq and is a predicted model, not a curated record. Lineage: Eukaryota; Metazoa; Chordata; Lepidosauria; Squamata; Pythonidae. Gene Ontology annotation, cellular component: cytoplasm. Gene Ontology annotation, biological process: protein folding.
UUGGGCAGAAUGCGUCCCACUUCCGCUUCCGGCCGCGGUCUGAGGGGUGCGUGCUGAGGGGAGAGAGUGGCCCUUACGGAAGGGGAGAGGUCGGCCAGCGAUCCAGGCGGACAUGGGGGCUAGCGGGGAAGAGGCUGCCGACAGCGAGGAGCGGUUCGACGGCAUGUUGCUCGCCAUGGCCCAGCAGCACCAGGGCGGCGUGCGUGAGCUUGUGAACACCUUUUUCAGCUUCCUGAGACGCAAAACUGAUUUCUUUGUAGGAGGAGGAGAAGGUGCUGCUGAGAAGUUAAUCACAGAGACUUUCAGUCGCCACAACAAACUUGCUCAGAAGGCACAGAAAGAGAAGAAGGCCCGUCAAGAGGCAGAGCAGCGGGAAAAAGCAGAACGAGCCGCUAAACUUGCCAAAGAAACUAAACAGGAAGACAGUGAGCCAAGGAUUAAGGAGCUCACUGAUGAAGAGGCAGAAAGAUUGCAACUGGAAAUAGACCAGAACAAAGAGAAGAAAGAAAAUGAGGCCAAGAACAUGCCUGUCAAGUCUGUUGAAAAUCCAAUGGAAUCUCCUGAGUCCAGCAAGCAAGAUACCGAUGAAGAAGAGGAAGAUGAGAAGGACAAAGGCAAACUCAAACCAAACUCUGGAAAUGGAGCAGACCUGCCAAACUACAGGUGGACACAGACCCUCUCUGAACUGGAUCUGGCCAUCCCAUUUGAUGUGGCCUUCAGACUGAAGGGAAAAGAUAUGGUGGUUGAUAUACAGAGGCGCCAUCUGAAGGUGGGCCUGAAGGGCCAUCCCCCAGUGAUUGAUGGAGACUUAUACAAUGAGGUGAAGGUGGAGGAGAGCUCAUGGCUGAUUGAGGAUGGAAAAAUAGUCACUGUGCACUUGGAAAAGAUCAACAAGAUGGAAUGGUGGAACAAGUUAGUCCAAACAGACCCGGAGAUUAACACCAAGAAAAUUAACCCUGAGAAUUCAAAACUAUCAGACUUGGAUAGUGAAACACGCAGCAUGGUAGAAAAAAUGAUGUAUGAUCAGCGGCAAAAAUCAAUGGGGCUUCCCACAUCUGAUGAGCAAAAGAAGCAGGACAUACUAAAAAAGUUCAUGGAACAGCAUCCAGAAAUGGAUUUUUCCAAAGCAAAAUUCAACUAAUACAAUUGUCCCCUUUCUUUCUCCUUUCCUGACAAACUUUUAAAUUUUAAACAGCAAAAAAUUAUGUACCUUUUCCUUUGGGAUGAUGCAGAUAUUCACAUCACCCCAUUUUUGGGUUAAAAAAAUAGUUGUCCUGGUGAAGUCUGUCCUUCAUCUUUGUAAGACAAUAUUUUAGGGAGAGGAAGGAUUGAAGCAAAUGGGAGCUGUAUUACAAAAUAGCUACUUUCCCCUGGGCUUUUCUUAGUUUUGGAAAAUUUGGGAAGGUAUUUAAAAAAUUUUUUUGAAAAUCUGAAGUUGAUAUUCAUCUUUGACCAUUCUCUGUCCCCCAGCUUCUGCUCCUAAAUAAAGGGCUGGAAGUCUUGUCUUAAAAAUACCAUCAGUCUUUUUUGUUGUUGUUGUUUCAAACCAAGCAACCACUAUACAGAUAUAACUCCAUAUAACAAUACUGAGAGUGGCUUCAGAAUCAAAAGAAACACUGACAAUCUUUAAGCAUCUGUUGCUUGUUCCAUUUGAGCCAUCAACUCCAAGGUGCAGCAGUGCAGGAAUGUGUGUGCUGGGUAUGUACAGGUUGCCAUUUAGAUGUUACAGUGAAAGCAUGGAGAGCAGAUUCAUACCAAAUCCAUGUCUUUGCCAGUCAGUACUAUUUAUUUCAGAAUUAACACUGCAAACUUAAGUAGUUAAGCUUGGAGACAAUGUACAUUUGUCCAGGAUUUGGAAUAGAUCGCAAGAAUGCUAAGAUCCUUAAUAAUCUGAGAUGCUGGUCUUAUUUUCAUUCCUCUAAAUGUUUCUGUCCUCAGCUGUUUCUCCUAGACCAUGUUGUAACUUAUCUCAGAGCUUUGGUGGGAAUAGACUCAAAAGUUUGAGGAUCUACAAAAUGCUUUAUUGCUUCUGUUGCAAUAUUGGGCUUGGGGAGUUACAAAUCCAAAAUUAAGGGCAAUUGGGAGAUGGUUAUAUUACUGACUCCUUCAAAGAGACUGACUUGUGCUCACCUUAAGUCAAUCUCAUGAACUGUGCUGACAUCAGAAAAUGAUACGCCAGCGGUAACUAAGGCUCUUCCGCUGUUAAAAGGGACAUAAUGAGCAAGAAGCAUGUCUCUGGCCUGCUGAAGAUGAGCUACCCACCUUACCAGAUGUGUUCCUUUCAGCAUUGGACAUGUCAAUCAAGAAUAUUUAGUUCUCUUCUGUUGCUUACAAAUAGCUUGUAUUGUGCAUGCAUGAUUAAAAAGGUGAUGCUUUCAUGCGUUGUCAAACUGUCAUCAGAGUACCCAGGAGCAAGCUAUCCAAGAUAAAUAGCAGCUCUAAAUAAACUGUUCUGUACCUUUCUGCUCUCUUCAAUUAAUA